This is a messenger RNA of Oppiella nova, 798 nucleotides long. The record is from the annotation of a GenBank genome assembly. Lineage: Eukaryota; Metazoa; Arthropoda; Arachnida; Sarcoptiformes; Oppiidae.
AUGACAAACAUCGUUCCUCAAUUUGGUGUCGGUACUUUCCGUUUAACAGGACAAACUGUGAUUGACUCGGUCAAAACAGCCUUAGACGUUGGUUAUCGUGCUGUAGACACUGCUCAAAUCUAUGGCAACGAAGCAGAAGUCGGUCAGGCCAUUGCUGAAAGCCAUAUCCAUCGUGAUGAUUUAUUUAUCACAACAAAGAUAUGGACAGAUCAUUAUCAAGCCGACAAACUUAUUCCAAGUCUUAAAGACAGCUUACAGAAACUGGGUACUGAUGCAGUCAACUUAACCUUGAUUCACUGGCCAGCGCCAAGUCUCGGAAUUUCUGUUGCAGAAAUGAUGCAUAACCUAUUAGAAGCGAAAAAGCUGGGUCUAACUGAACAUAUUGGAAUUUCAAACUUCAAUAUCGACUUAUCGCAACAAGCCAUCGCUGCUGUAGGACUUGAAAAUAUUGCCACCAACCAAAUUGAACUUAGCCCUUAUUUGCAAAAUGAUAAGUUGUCACAAAAUAUUGAUGUGACCUCUUAUAUGACCUUGGCGUAUGGCAAAGUUUUAAAUGACCCAACAUUAACUGAAAUUGCCAAACAGCAUCAGGCUUCUAGCGCUCAAAUUGCAUUGGCAUGGGCAUUGCAGAAAGGCUUUGCUGUCAUUCCGUCAUCGACUAAACGUGAAAACUUAAUCGCCAACUUAAAAGCACAAGAGAUUCAGUUAUCUGCUGAAGAAAUGCAAUUAAUCGCACAAUUGGAACGUAAUGGCCGUGAGGUUGAUCCUGAAAACUUAGCACCUCAGUGGGAUGUUUAA